UUGAAGUCAGCUGGAUUUGGUUUCUCCACAGAACAGUACAAUUUUGGAGUAGAAUCCGUUAAAAGUUCUACUUACAUUAGAAAUAAAUUUAAAUAUACUUUGUUUAAAGAAUUACUCCAAACACAAUCAUGGAAUUUCCCAUACCAGAGGCUCAAUACUGGGACGUUUCGAAAAAGUCCCAGAAAGAUCGGCAAAUGAUUCGGAAGUUCGUUCCCGAAGCCGUCGAUCUGGCCACCAUAAGUCGCGGAGAGAUUUACAGGAUUGACACCUUCUAUUUGGAGUGCCAGAAGUACAGGGAUCAUUAUCGUGACCCCUACGGCAAGGUGCAUUGUCCCCCAUUCUUCCACUUGCACAAGGGAAAGUGCGGUAUUAAGUUGGACCAGACCCUGGCCCAGAUGACACAGGCGAUUGCCGGAACUGUGGACCGCCAGCCAAUAGUGUUUCCCCUGAUUCCAAACAAGGGCAUGUUUUUGGGCGGCAGCAUUCCAAUGGGGUCACAUACAUCCAAAAUUGGCGUCACAAGCUAUCUGAGAUGACGUAUUUGUAUAUACUUUAUA
This is a messenger RNA of Drosophila suzukii, 557 nucleotides long. RefSeq lists its product as uncharacterized. The record is from RefSeq and is a predicted model, not a curated record. NCBI's taxonomy places the organism in Eukaryota, Metazoa, Arthropoda, Insecta, Diptera, Drosophilidae.